Molecule: messenger RNA, 6765 nt
Organism: Xiphophorus couchianus (Monterrey platyfish)
Lineage: Eukaryota; Metazoa; Chordata; Actinopteri; Cyprinodontiformes; Poeciliidae
Gene: spef2
Product: sperm flagellar 2
Exons: 41
Coding region: 111-5366 (1751 amino acids)
Biological process (GO): sperm axoneme assembly
Cellular component (GO): sperm midpiece; manchette
Molecular function (GO): protein binding
Source: RefSeq, a predicted model, not a curated record
GGUGAAACUGAAGUCUUCUUCGGUGUUGAUUUUUGCAACGGUUAUAUUAUCUAAAAAGGAGGUACUUCUCGUUGAAUUGCUUAUGAGGUGACAUUUAUUCAUCAGAGACAAUGUCAGAUAUUUUGUGCUCGUGGCUGAACCGUGAACUAAGGCUCUCCGAAACCGUAGACGCCAGGAACUUUUGCAAGGAUUUCUCUAAUGGCUACCUAUUCGGAGAGAUACUUCAUAAAUAUCAGAUGCAGGAGGAUUUUAAUAUGUUUCUGAAAAGCGAUUCCUCCGACGCCAAAACCAAUAACUUUUCACGGCUUGAGCCAACUAUUAAGCGUCUGGGGGUCAGCUUCAAUAAGAGCACAGCCCAAGAUCUGAUGCAGAAGAAGCACGGUGUCGCCACAAACCUUCUUUACCAGCUCUACGUCGCACUAGAAGAGAAGAAGCCUGCAGGAACCAGCCGGGUGGGGAAGCUGCCCUCCCUGCAGAAAAGGGAGUCUGAAACCCAGUCCUAUCAACUUCCUCAGGUGGUGUCACCCAACGCAGACCAGUGUCUUCCGGAAAUUACUCAGGAUAAUGAAUGUAAAGAACUGGAUGAUUUGUCUAAGGCGAUCCUACCCAUUCAACAAAUGAAGCUACCCAAAAUCCAAGAUGAGAGAAAACUAGAAAAGAGCGAGAAGAUUGGUCAUCAGAAGUUCAUUGACUUAAUUGUGACCAAUACGAAGCUGCUAAAGCCACUGGACUCCAAUGUAGUUCUCAGGAAAAAGAGUAAUCAGGAGGAGCUCAAAGAAAAAGAAGUUCAGAUGGUCCAGGCUGAAAUAGCCAAGUUUGAGGAGAAACAGCACAAACUUGCCAACUCUAGUUAUGUGACCUUGUCAAGCCCCAGUGACCAAUCCAUCCCUGCAGACUCUUCUCUUAGUCCCGUCAUACAGGACAUUGAAGUCCCUUCAGAUAAACCAGAUAAAGUGACAAUACAAUCCAGCACCAAGUAUGUACAGGGGAUCCGGCAGCAGCUGAAGGAGAAUGCAGUGGCUCGAGAAGAGAGACAAAAAAGAGUAGACAGAUUUCUAUUGGAGCAGUAUAAAGCGCGUGAAUCUCUGCAGGAGGCGCAGCUUGAAGACCAAAUGGUGCGUCGUCUGACUCGUCAGACGCAGCAGGAGCAGCGUUUGGCUGAGCAGCUGAUGCAGAUACGGAGGCAGAAAGAGGUGAUUUUGGAGAAUCGCCUGUUCAGAGAGGAGCAGUACAAACGUCAGAGAGAAAAGGAUUUUCAAGAAGCUCUGGACAAGGAGGCGGUUCUGGCUGAGCAUGCCAAAUUGGCUCGAGCAGAAGAGAUCGAAAAGGAGAUUGAAUUUUGCAAGAUGGUAGCUGCAGAGCGUGCUCACGAAAAACACAUGAAACACUACACCAUCUGCUCAGAGACUUUGGGACAGAUAGUGGACAUGGCAACCACAGUCGGAGAAUAUCGCAGCAUCACGGAGAAUCUUGUUCCAGAGAAGAAAUAUAAAGAGUGGAAGGAACUGUUCAUUCGGGGUGUUCCCUUCUACGAGUCACAAAAAGACAUUGAGCCAGAGAUUUUAUUCUUAGCAGCAUUAAACCCCUCAGAGCUUAAGAAAGAGGAGGUACUCAACAACCUGGAUUAUGAUGAAUACACUAAUAUGAUUGGUGUGUGGACAUGGCCAAAGGCUACAGAAGAAACAAAGUUACCACCGAGCAUCAACGAUAUUCUUGCAUAUGCUAUCCAGCGAAUUAAAACUAUUGCUCAUCCAACUGUUGCGGAACCGGCCACGACCGUUCCUCUAUUUUCUAUCAAGUCCUGCAUCAAGGGCAAGGUUUGCCAAUGCAAGAGCAAAUGUAUGGCCAAGAUUGCUGAAGGUUUAAAAUCUUUGAAGAAAAGAGAUUUUCGUAUCAAGGCUUGCGUCCUGGGCAAGGCUUCCUCAGGCAAGACCACAUGUCUGGCCAAGAUUGCUGAAGCGCAUGGCGUCACUGUGUUGUCGCCUGACACACUGAUUGAAGAGGCGCUGAGGUCUGCUAAAGAAGGAGAGAAGGCUACAGAUCAGCAGGAGGAGAAGGAGAGCGAGCAGUUUUUUAAACCCCCUACACCAGUUCAGUCAGAUUCUAGCAAACCAGAAGAAAAAAGAGAAUGUAGUAACAAAAUGGCCUCGAUUGCAGCAUCAGUAGAAAGGGAGCUGAGGAAAGGAAAUACCAUUCCAAAUGAGCUGAUAGUGGACAUUGUAGUUGAUGCAAUCAGUCAGGUUUCAGCUCAGUCAGGUUGGAUCCUGGAUGGCUUUCCAACUAAUAUCGGUCAAGCCCAAUUGCUGGAGAAAGCUUUGGGUGGGUUUGUGGAAGAAGAACACGGCACUGAAAUCAACACCUAUGAACUUGUUCCUAACCCAGAGCAGCUCAAACCACCAACACCUUCUCCGCCUGUGCUGGACGUGGCUCUUCUGCUGGAUAUAUCUGAUGAGUGUGUGAUUAGAAGGGCAUCCAUAGAUAAAGAUGCUGCUGCUGCACCCUCCCAACCAGCAGAUACCACCAGGUUUUCUCCACACAUUACACACAGGAUUGCAGCUUUUCAGGAUACCUGGCCAGAGCUAGAAAAGUGGUAUGGUGAAAAGCAAAACAUUUUGGUUAAUAUCAACGCUGAUGUGGAAGAGAGGGAACUUUAUAACAAAGUGGAGUCUUCCCUGUGUGAGGUUAUGAAAGAGCAAGAAGAAGGAAUUCCUGAGGGAAUUUUGGGAAUUGAGGAAAUCCCAAAAGGUGUGGAAACAAGAAGAAGUUCUAAAUCCGUUAGGAGGGGAAGAGACUCAGUUGCUGGGCUUCAUGCUGGUGAAGAUGGUGUGUUAGAUUUCAUACCAAGAAGGAGGAGCAGCUCCAUCUUUAAGGCAAAGCAAGUCGCCGCUGAUCUUCUUAGUGAAGAUCUGUCGACGGAGGGCACAAGAAGUGUGGAGAGAAGGAGUUCUACAAGGCCCAGCUCCAGCCUCAAGAAGGCAAAAGACACAAGGUUUUCUGACAGUGUGCCACUGUCCGCUGGGUCUAUUGACGGAAUCAAUGACAGCGUCCAACCGCCAGGGUCGUUCACAUUAAACCCGCUCUACAUAAAUGAACCUCUGUCUGCACAAGUACCUGAGUACCUGUGUUCACAUUGGAAAGAUGUCUGUAAUUCUUAUGUAAACAGCAUGAAGCAUGUGAUGCAGCAGCUGCGUUUACAGCUCACUCUUAUUGAUCGCCACCUUUUCAACAUCAGAGAAAGAUACACCCACUUUUUGAGUUGCCCUGACUUGAAGCAGGAGUUAGUUUCUCAGUGGCAGAAGGUGUUCAACAGCGUGCCAGACGACAUGAGAGAGGAUGAGGAGACCAAAGCGGAGCUUCAUCUGAGGCUGGAUGAGCUGCAGGAACGCCUGUGGGACAUUACCGACAAGCGUAAAGAAGAAGACCAGCAGGAGAGGUCAGCUUUCAUGUGUGAUGGAUGGCUGGAGGAGCAAUCAGCAUUGCUCAUCAAUCACUACUCCAUGAUAAUACAGGCAGAAAUGAACCGUUUCCGUGAAACACUGUGUACCCUGGCGGUCUACUACUGGGGCAUGCACAAGCAUUUACCACUUAGGACAUCUCCCAAAGAUUUCAGUAUCACACUGCUGAAAGAAACUGGAGCUGAAGAUCAGGACAAAGAUCAGGUUAUUACGGAGCCAUUGAGCAGUGGUGUGAAGGAACAGACAAGCGAAAAAAACCUGCCACCCGCUGACUCCACGAAGUCUUCCUCUAAGAUGAUAGACAAUUUAUUUCGGGGGAAACUUGUAAGUGACUAUGAAGAGGCUCUUCAAGCUACUCAAACUAUCAAGGAUAUGGUGUCAGUAGAAUUCCAGCAGAAAGAUGCAGAAGUGCCAGAAGAGACCGUAGAAGAAAAAGAGACCGUAACAAAGAAGACUAGUCCAAAAAGUUCUAAAAAGGAAAAGCAGUCACAAAAAAAGCAUUCAGCAAUACCUCCACCAGCAGUGGAGAUUCCAUCCCCAAAACCUCCAGAAAAAACUCAAGAACAAGAAGUUAGAGAGAAAAUAUAUAAAGAACUUACAACUUCUGUGACUCAUGAGGAAAAUUCAAUAAAGGUUCGUCUUGAGCUGGUGAAAGAUUGCGGCCUGGCGAUGGUCAACGCCCUGGAAGACAGAGUGCAUGAGACUUUUAGCAAACUGGAGAAGCAGUUUGAAUCAUGCUAUCUGUCCGAAAUGAAGUGUAUCGAUCAACUUGGAGAAGUGGUUCGCUACCACAUAGAGGCUUCCAGUAAGCUGCAGUACGAGCUGGUGAUGGAAGAUCGUGAGUUCUAUUUGAAUGGAGAUUGUCUGUUGGUUUCGGGUGUGGUUUUUCCACCACGUCCCCCUUCCAUGGAGAAACCAAAUCGGUCCAUACUCACGGUGGCUCAGUUGGAAUCACUCUUCAAUCAUCUGUUCAACAUGGCUCCAUCAGGCUUUAUGUCCAGCUCUGACUUCUUUUACUUUUUCCAAGAUUUGGUCUCUAACAGCACAGGCAGGAGCAUUGUACCUGAGGCCUGGACAGAUAUGAUUGAAAUGCAGCUGUUAGAGAUUAAUACUUUGCUAACUGAUGAAUUUGAGCUGAUCGACUGGCGGCGCUUUCUGCUCAGCGCUACUCUCCCGUGGCCGCUUCCCUCUCUGUCACAGCUGCUGUAUUUGUUGAAACAGUUUAAGGAAGCAGAUACUGAUGACACUGGAUAUAUAAACGAGGACCAGUACCUACAGGUAGAGUUGUGGUUUCCUGGUCAGAGUGUCCAGAAAGUUCCUGAGGAUCCUUUAGAGCCUCUCCCCUACGACCGUUCAGCCAACCUGCAGAAGUUCUUUUUCCAGAUGUUUGCAGACCAUUCCUCCUCUCCCCCUCUGCUGGAUUAUGUGUCCAUGCUGCAGUACUUUGCAGCCAACCCAAACCCUAAACAGGGUUUUAUCAGAGCACUUAGUGUAGUGUUGGGGAAACAUCUCCAGCAGCCAUUACUGAGCCUUCUCGUAAAUUCUCUGCCUGGCACGGAAGAAACCACAGAGCCCACAUCCUUCAAGUUCACUGAAGACUACAAAGAGGAGGAUGCUCUGUUUUCAACUUGCAGUUUUUUUAAGGACGAGGAAGUUUCCAUUUCUGCUCUGCUUAACGUCAUCUGCCACAAACUCAUCAAGAUGGGGGGUAUUUCCCUUCCUCCAGGGAGCAUGAGUUACGAACAACACAAACAGAAUCUUGAGAAUGUGUACAUUGAGAUGGGAUAUGAGUGCACUGAAUCAGUCCCAUUCUCUGUUAUAUAUAAGCAUCCAUACACCCACAUGCUGAUGGAAACUUCAACAAACUUCCAGCUCAUUAAUAUUCUGAAUACUACUGUCCCAUCUGGAUGAAAAGGAAUUUUAACCGUUUUUGUUUAAUCUUUACUUUGUUGUUAAAUAAACAGACAAUGCAACCAUACCUGCACUGACUGAAGUGGUUUAAACUGAACUGAAAUUUGGGAUUGCAUUAUGUUUGAAACAACAAUCACCUCAGUGAUGGCAGGAACGACCUCCUUAACUUGCCUUUUCUCUUCGUCAAGCACUCCUGCAGUUUUUCUGAGUGACUUGCGUUUCUAAUGGCCUGCCUAACACAAGCAGCAUCAUUUGUGCUUACAAUGAGAGCAUUGCCCAGGAUAACCUGCUUGUCAAGCUUCACUGGCUACAACCGACCAAAGCACAUUCAACACCUAACAGAGUUUAUUCUGCAGAACUUCCUAUUUGUUUAUGUAACAUCGGUUUAUAUGACAUUUACCUAUUUGUUCAUGGUUGACUCCCAAGGAGAAGGACUUUGUGUUUUUUUAAGAAGGUAGUAAAGAAUAUGUUUGUCGGCUUUUUGAAGGUAUUUUGUGUCUUUUUGGAAAAGUCUUCUAAACUUUUUCAAACCAACUGAGAAGAAAACAAGAGAAACAAGUCACUGUGUGUUUGUUUAAACAUUCACUAUAAUUUUAACAGCUCAUCUUUGCUGCCAUUUUCAUCUUUUUUUUUUGUCCUCUGCUUUAAUGGGUUUAUUACAUUUACAUGUCUGCAAAAGCAGUAACUCUGCUCUGUGCUGUAGAAAACAGAUCUAUGUAAAAUUAUGUGAUCCCUUACAGACUUCUUUGGUUUUUGAUUUUUGUAAAACAUAAGUGUUUUAUUUUCAUUUCUCCUCAUCCCAGUUUAUUCACUCACUUCAGGUAUUUGAUUUUGUUUGGAUUUGUUUUCUUUUUGUAUGAUCUUAUUCUGGUUCAUUCCUCCUGUUAGCUUAGAAUUUAUUUUGUUAGAAUUUCUGUUUUGGUUUCCCUCUUGUGUCAUCCUUAUUUCACUCAGUCUGCCAUUCACUCCCCUCCCCAGCUGCUGAUUAUUUACCUCAUCACCACUCCCUUCCCAGCUGCAGUAAGUUUCCCUAAUGACUCCCUACAUAUUUAUAUUUACCUUCCAGACUCAUUGCUCUCCACUGGUUCCCUCUGUUAACCUGCUUCUCUCUGUUGCACCUUCUUGCCUUCCAGCCAUAUCUCUAGUUGCCCUCUGGUCCUCAGUUCAGUUUUGCUAUUUCAUUUUUUAAAGAAAGUAUUUCCUCCAGCUCUCUGCACUUGGGUUCUCCUUUAAACUUGCAUCGUGACAAAUAUGUCAAUGACUUUGCAUCAUGGCAGGAUGUGUCUGUAAAAGGUUUUAACCGACUUCAUAUCGUCUGGCAGUAAACAUACCUCUUUAAUUUUUCACAAGUUGAUUUUUAUUUCUCUUUGUUCUCUUAAUAAACAUAUUUUGUGCUGAA